UUGAAUGAGUAGUAAUGGGAAGAACCCUUUGUUGUCCCCCUCCCCCCUUACCUCAAGGUCCCUACUUUUUUUCUCUUUUUAAUUUUCCCAGCAUAUAAAUAAUAAAUCUUUUCCCAACCCCAUUUGAGAUUUGUGAAUGAAAGAUGGAGAGUCAUGAUAAUAAUGAGUUGAUUAUGAACAACUCUGUUUACUGUGAAGGGAAAGGGGAAAAUGGGAUUAUAGAUUUGGGGUUGAGCUUAAGAACAUUGGAGCAGCCAGAAAUGGGAAUUAUGAAUUGGGGAGGACAAGAUCAAGAUUACUAUUGUUGUACUGAUCAGGAAGAAGAUCACACUGAUCAGGUUGUGCAGAGCAAAGAACAACACCAAAAAUGGGCUUAUGUUAAAGUCAAUAUGGAUGGUGUCAUUGUUGGUAGGAAAGUUUGUAUCUUUCAAAAUGCUUCCUAUUCCACUCUUGCCCUUCAACUUGAGGAUAUGUUUGGUCGACAAUGUGAAUCUGGACUGAGGUUGUUUGAAAAUGAUUCCGAAUUCUCGCUAUUCUACAAAGAUGGAGACGAAAAUUGGAGGAGCGUUGGUGAUGUUCCAUGGAAGCAAUUCGUGGAAGGUGUGAAGAGGCUAAGAAUUGCUAGGAAAGAUGAAGCCUUUGUUGUCAUUCAUCAAAAUUAACUUUACAUGAAUCCCUCGAAAUGCAACUUCUAAAUGGGAAUUUUAUUUUGUAUUAAGUUGGAGGCAUCUCACAAUUUCUCUAAUUUGAAGACCUUUAUAACAAUAUCGGUUCUUGUUAUAUUUUUAAUUUGCAUCUCGAUAUUUUUAGAGAUGGAGAAUCGAACUUUCUACGAGCGAAUGCUAAUUAUCGAGCUAAGCUUACUUUGCAUC
This is a messenger RNA of Cucumis sativus (cucumber), 872 nucleotides long. Its product is annotated as auxin-responsive protein IAA32. Gene Ontology annotation, biological process: regulation of DNA-templated transcription. The coding region runs from base 144 to 662 and encodes 172 amino acids. NCBI's taxonomy places the organism in Eukaryota, Viridiplantae, Streptophyta, Magnoliopsida, Cucurbitales, Cucurbitaceae. Gene Ontology annotation, molecular function: protein binding. The record is from RefSeq and is a predicted model, not a curated record. Gene Ontology annotation, cellular component: nucleus. The transcript is spliced from 3 exons.